CUUCAGCCUUGAUCUCGGGGGUAUAUCCGCCGUUGUGCUGAAUGGCUAUGAUGCAGUGAAGGAGUGCCUUGUCCAUCAAAGUGAAAUUUUUGCAGACAGGCCAUCACUUCCCUUGUUCAAGAAGCUGACAAACAUGGGAGGAAGCCUCAGUCACCUCGACAUUUCGUAGAUGCAUAUUUAGAUGAGAUGGAUUGCAAUGGAAAAGACCCAGAAUCUACAUAUUCAAGAGAAAAUUUAAUUUUCUCCGUUGGAGAACUCAUCAUAGCUGGCACAGAAACCACAACAAAUGUUUUAAGAUGGGCAGUGUUAUUUAUGGCUCUUUAUCCGAACAUUCAAGGGCAAGUUCAAAAAGAAAUCGAUCUGGUCAUUGGCCCAAGCAAAAUGCCCACCUUGGAGGAGAAGUGCAAGAUGCCCUACACUGAGGCUGUUCUGCACGAGGUUCUGAGAUUCUGUAACAUAGUACCCCUAGGGAUUUUCCAUGCGACUUCCAAAGACACUGUUGUGCGUGGCUACGCGAUUCCUGGAGGCACCACAGUCAUUACAAACCUCUACUCUGUUCACUUUGAUGAAAAAUACUGGAGCAAUCCAGAAGUGUUUUUUCCUGAGAGGUUUUUGGACAGUAAUGGGCAGUUUGUCAAGAAAGAUGCAUUUAUUCCUUUUUCCCUAGGAAGAAGACAUUGUCUUGGAGAACAGCUGGCUCGAAUGGAAAUGUUUUUGUUUUUCACCUCAUUGCUACAACGAUUUCACCUACAUUUUCCUCAUGGAGUGGUCCCGGAGCUCAAACCAAGAUUAGGGAUGACCUUACAACCACAGCCGUACCUCAUCUGUGCCGAGAGGCGGUGAAGGGGAGGGCUGAGAUGGGCAGGUGGAGCACAGUGUGCUCCAAGCAACAGCUCAGGAUCCACUUUGCCUUCUAUUCCUAAAUGUGUUCAAGCCAGAGUAACAAAAAUUUAAAGGACUAAUAGUUUAUUUUUUAUUUGGUUUUCAACCAAAAAAAAAACCCAAAGCUGAACCAAAGGUGUGGAACACAUCCUGUGUUGAACAGACGUUUUCACCCCAGAAGACUAUAUUGAAUCUAACUUCUGAUAUGGUUUUUAAAUAUUUCAUUACUUAGCAAGCCAUUUUACUCUGAGAGAAUAUUUUCAUAAGCAUGGAGAAUAUGGUUUAAAAUGUUUAUGCUUGAAUUCAUCCAUGGAAAUACCAUUUCCAUUAUUCCAGCUAAGCCAUUCUUUAUGAUUAUCCAUUACAUUUUCGUAGCUAAAAGGGCUUUAAACAGUGUCUAUUUGAAUAUCUGUAACCAAGAAUAAACUACAUAUUGCAGCCUUGAAAAACAGAUUGUCUAUUAAAGCAUUUUAAUCCUU
This is a messenger RNA of Hirundo rustica (Barn swallow), 1361 nucleotides long. Its product is annotated as vitamin D 25-hydroxylase. Gene Ontology annotation, biological process: xenobiotic metabolic process. The coding region runs from base 187 to 843 and encodes 218 amino acids. Gene Ontology annotation, molecular function: heme binding; oxidoreductase activity, acting on paired donors, with incorporation or reduction of molecular oxygen, reduced flavin or flavoprotein as one donor, and incorporation of one atom of oxygen; iron ion binding. NCBI's taxonomy places the organism in Eukaryota, Metazoa, Chordata, Aves, Passeriformes, Hirundinidae. The record is from RefSeq and is a predicted model, not a curated record. The transcript has 4 exons. Gene Ontology annotation, cellular component: cytoplasm; intracellular membrane-bounded organelle.